AAGAGGGGGACAAAGCAUUUCCUUUUUUUUCCCAUUUUGCAUCAUCACUUUGGAGCAAAAAAAAAGAAAGAAAGAAAGACGACAGUCAUUCACAUGAAGUGAGGAUUAAAGUGAGCAUACCUGGAGGAGGAUGAUGCUUCACACACUCCGGACGUUCAUUUUGGAUUUAGCAGCCGAAGUUUGACGUAAUUCCCCCCCCCCUCUCCCGGGGCAAUAUGGAUUACAGCCUGGACUGUCACCAUGGACGCAUUUCCUCAGGAGAAUAGAAAGAUACUCUCCUUGGAUUUGGAGGUACUCUGAGAAAGUUUUUGGGAAAGUUGUGAGCAGCAGCGGACGGGUUUCCAGAUGUCUCUGCGGAUACAGACAGCGGCUGUCUGAUGAAACACAUUCACACCCCAACCGGAAAGAAAAAAGUAGCACUUUUCUUUCUUUCUUGCAACUUUGUGGCUUCUGGGCAAUAAAUAUCUAUAUCUAUUUAUAUAGAUAUAUAUAUUUGCAAAACUUUUUUCUUUUGAUUUACUCUGGGGCGUUUCAUUCGACACUCCGAUUGGAAUAACGGGACUUUUCUUUCUUUCUGCUGGAAAUAGCGACUCGUCGACGUUUUAUUUUUUCUGGAAAUGUUCCGACACGAAAUAAAGGAGCCGUUUUAAAUUAAUAAGACUCGGACGUUAUGGUGAAAAUGUUAUUUGGGUGAAGUCGUCGGAAAACUCUCAAGGGAAGCCCCAAUGAGUGGCACACAGUCAACACUCACUGACAGGAACCCGAGCAUCCUCAACAAGGAGCCCACAGACAAGAAGCCCAAGAAUGAGAAAUCCUCCGUCUCUCUCAAACAUGAGUUUGACCCGACAGGUCUUGUGCAGCGCUGUGUGAUAAUCCAGAGAGAUGAAAAUGGCUUUGGGCUGACUGUAAGUGGAGACAACCCAGUGUUUGUGCAGCUGGUAAAGGAAGAUGGAGCUGCAAUGCGAGCCGGUGUUCAGACAGGAGACAGGAUCAUUAAGGUUAACGGGACCUUGGUCACACAUUCAAACCACAUAGAGGUUGUGAAGCUGAUAAAAUCGGGCUCCUAUGUAGCGCUGACGGUGCUGGGGAGGCCCCCGGGGCUUCCUCACAUCCCCCUGGAGGAGGGCGAGGAGGAAAAGAAGGAGGAAGGGGCAGAGGUCCGCCCACCCUCUGCUCUCUCAACGCCCCGCUCACCUGCACUGCCCGGCGGGGAGCAACGCAGCCUCCAGGAGCACACGGCCUCCUCUCCGCCUGACGGGGACGAGAACAAAACCGCUCACAGCCAGACGGUCAACAUCCUGCAAAAGAUGCUAACUAAGGAGCAACAGGAGCUACAGACAAAGGAGGAGGAGUGCAGCAGAAACCCUCGGCCCAAAUUACUGAAGGAGGUGCAGGAGGCCAGGAAGCACAUUUCUCUGCUGCAGGAAUGCAGAAUUCAAAUCAUUUCAGUCAACUACAAUAAGUUCAUCCUUCGAGCCGGAAUUGAACCAGCGACCUAA
Messenger RNA from Cyclopterus lumpus (lumpfish), 1499 nucleotides. RefSeq names its product Rho guanine nucleotide exchange factor (GEF) 12b (gene arhgef12b). The transcript is spliced from 9 exons. Gene Ontology annotation, biological process: G protein-coupled receptor signaling pathway. The record is from RefSeq and is a predicted model, not a curated record. Gene Ontology annotation, molecular function: guanyl-nucleotide exchange factor activity; G protein-coupled receptor binding. Bases 726 to 1499 code for a protein of 257 amino acids. Gene Ontology annotation, cellular component: cytoplasm. NCBI's taxonomy places the organism in Eukaryota, Metazoa, Chordata, Actinopteri, Perciformes, Cyclopteridae.